AUGCUCUCUCGCGCCUACCUCGACGCUGUCAAGGACGCCGUCCACGCGGACCUCCUCGCCUCUCGUAUGCCGCUAGCUCCUCGACGACGACGUCAACCUCCACGACCUGCGUCUCACCCUAAACCCCGCGAGUCCGAUAUCUACGACGCGCUGAAGGCCACCCAGGACUCGGUGCUCCCGCCGGUGCCGCGCCCGAGCGUGAAAGCGACCUCGGCGACCUUUUCCCGCCCGGCAUCCCCGCGCUCCUCCAACACCCCCUUCCUCGGCUUCCCGCUCGUGCGCUCCUCCGGCACCCGCACGCUCCCGCCAGCCCGCCUCCCCGUCGCUCCAUCGCCAGUCCCCAGCUGGGGCCGCCUCCCGCUCCUAUCUCGCGCCGGCGCCGGCGGGCGUGCCGGCGGGCUCGGCUUUGAGGGCCUCCUCGAGCACGAAGAACCAUUCCCUUCGGGCUCGGGCUCCUCCCGCGCGACGUCUCGCCCUCCGAGGCCCCGCUCGCCCGCUGUGCGCGCCCCGCUGCCGGACUCGUGCAAACCGCGGCACACCCGGACGGCCCUGCGCCCGCUGGACUCGUCAUCCCGCGCUCUCCCCACCAUCGUACAGCUUGGCGGCGGCGUCACCCGUCAUCGGGCACCGCGUAAACAUGGCGCCGCGAGCAACAGCAACAACAAUACCAGUAGCUAUGCCCCCUGGUGA
Molecule: messenger RNA, 690 nt
Organism: Epithele typhae
Lineage: Eukaryota; Fungi; Basidiomycota; Agaricomycetes; Polyporales; Epitheliaceae
Exons: 2
Coding region: 1-690 (229 amino acids)
Source: RefSeq, a predicted model, not a curated record